AGGCCGGACCGCUGCAGGGCCACGCUGGCGCCGGCUCGCACCGGAAGAAAACCCCGGUCCCGCAGGAUCCGCCCGCCGGGGCAUGCUGCUGCGGCCGCUGCGGAGCUGGGCUGCGCGGGCGCUGCGUCGCGCGCGGUCGGGACUUCGGAACCUUGGAAGCUCCGUCCCGGGUCCCGGGCCACGGGGGACGCAGCGCCGGGCGUGGCCUGCGGAUAAAGAUAGAGAAAAUGAAAAAGCGAAAAAAUCAGUGAUCUGUGUUGAGGGCAAUAUUGCAAGUGGAAAGACGACGUGCCUAGAGUUCUUCGCCAGUACAACAGACAUUGAGGUGUUGACGGAGCCUGUGCCCAAGUGGAGAAAUGUCCAUGGCCAUAACCUUCUGGGUCUGAUGUACCGCGAUGCCUGUCGGUGGGGCCUCACGCUGCAGACGUAUGUGCAGCUCACCAUGUUGGACCAACAUACUCGUCCUCAGACGUCGCCUGUACGGUUGAUGGAGAGGUCGAUUCACAGUGCAAGAUAUGUUUUCGUAGAAAACCUGUAUAGAAGCGGGAAGAUGCCGGAAGUGGACUACGUGGUUUUGUCAGAAUGGUUUGACUGGAUCGUGAGGAACAUUGAUGUGUCAGUCGAUUUGAUAGUUUAUCUCCGGACCACUCCUGAGACCUGUUACCAGAGGUUAAAGAUGAGAUGCAGGGAAGAGGAGAAGGUCAUUCCACUGGAAUACCUGGAUGCUGUUCACCACCUCUAUGAGGAAUGGCUCAUCCAAGGAGGACGUUUCCCUGUGGCAGCCCCUGUUAUGGUGAUUGAAGCUGACCACAAUAUGCAGAAAAUGUUAGAACUCUUCGAACAAAACCGGGACCGAAUAUUAACUCCAGAGAAUCGGAAGUGUGGUCCAUAGGAUCAUGCCAUCAAAACACCUGCGGUCACCAAGUUAGCUAUUAGGAGUAAUUUGGGAAAAUCCACUCUUUGGAGUGCUUUCUGUCUGGCCAGAUUGAUUUUCCUGAUGUGUCUUCAUCCAGGGUCUCUGGCCCUUGUGGGUAAAGAUAAACGGGACCAAUGGGUCUGUUGUGCCUUUCAGUGCACACAGCCUUGCAUUCCCCACUCCCCCCCCCCACACACCCCUCCUGGCUGUUUCCCACUGCUGAGUCCCUCUAGCCCUUAGGAAGGACUUCCCGUGUCUGAGCGCCUGCUGUGUGCCCACCGCCAUGCUGGCUCUGUCUACACAUUGUCUGUAAGCCUUCAGACACCCAGGAGGUUGAGUAGUGUUCUGACAUCCCAGGUGAGGAAGCUACAGCUCAGAGAGGUUAAGGAACUCUCCAGGGUAACACAGCAAGUGUGCAACGGAGCUGGCAACAUUCAGACUUUUGGCCGAUGCCAAAAGUUUGCCUCAGGCUGCCUUGUCCUAUGAUCUCUUCACCCACAGCCCUACCUUUCCUUGCUGGGGACCCUCGCAUCUGCAUAGGGAGAGUCAGUAGUGCAUGGAGCCAAUACCAUUUAUUCAUUAUUUGAGCAGUUCUCAAGGGCAAUCAGCAUUUCUAGACUUUCACAAAAUCGUGCUGUGUUUGGCCUGAGCCAGUGCUCCAUGGUUUCUCAGCAUGAGGCCACUGUGGCGUUUACCACCUUAUCAUCUGGACUUCGAUGUCCUUAGAAAAACCAUGCAUUGGCUCCUGAAUGGUGCUUGGUUUGCUUGGUGAUGAAGGUCCUUCUUGAGCUGCUGCCAAUUCCAUGUCAGGCUUCUGGUGCCUGGGCAGCUCACCAGUGCCAGGCUAAGCAAGGGGCAGCCAGCCCUGGCUUCCAGGGCUCCCUUACUCCCUGCUCUCCUUGUGGGAGGAGCUUUGUCCUUGUAAUUACUGAGCGUUUGUAGCUCAGAGGGAGAGACACAUGUGGCCUUAAGUCUUUUUGAAAUGUUUACCAUCCGAGGGGAUACCUCAGGCCAUAGAGUGUGAAACCAUCUUUAUUGGUUCAGAAAAUAUCUUAGCAUCACUCAGCUGUAACAUUGCAUAGAAGGUACAGCUGCGUCUUGAAUCAAGUAAGAAACAAGAGAAAGGAGGAAAUUCCCUUUGGGGACAGUCUGGACAGGAAAGUCAGGGUUUGCAAACAUAGGCUCUUGAAGCAUUGGUGCCCCUGACAUUUUGUAGGUGAAUGGAGAAUGCUGCAAGAAGACUGGCUGCAAACUUGGGGAGGGUCAAUUGUGAACUUUGGAGAAAUAUGCAGAGGCCUCUCAGCAAGCAGGAUCUGGCCGUACAUGAAGUUGGGAAGGCCACUCCCGGCCUCUGUGUGAAUGUGGGCAUCUGUGUUUGCAACCCUCUGACUCUUCAGUUGGUCAUCGAAGCUGCUGCUGGUCCAGUCCCAAAGGAAGCCUGAGCAUGCGGGAGUGCUAAUGGUCAAGGAGUCUGAUUCCUGGCUCUUCCUGUUUGGUGGAUCCCUGGGCUGGGUUGGCAGAAUGAGCAGAGCCAAGUAGGGCCUGUGUCCAUCCAAAUCUGCAGACCAGACAUCAGUGAUUAACCAGGAAAUGGUUUGGGGUGGACAGGGACCCUCGCCCCCAGGAGUCAAGACAUGCUGUCUUGGAGACUUUGUAAAUGAACAGCCCUGUAGUUUCCCCAUGGCUCAUUUGGAGCAUCUGUUUUGAGGGAAAUGUGAUUUUUAUCUUAUUGUAUAGUAGCCAGUAAAUCCUUCACCUAAAACUUGAUGUUAAUUUUGUAGUGCUCCCUGUGCCCCGUGAUUUUAGCGCCCUGCAGCAUCCUUUUGCUGGUAGGAUAAUGCAUUUUUAAUGUUUGAACACCGUGUUUUCCAGCAUGGUAUGUUUGGGUCCAAGAGGAUGUCAUGUGCACCAGCAGUGGCUGGGCUGGUUGCCAAAACCUUCCAGCCCAGAGAUCACAUGUGAAACAGCUGGAACCCAGCUGGCAUCAGGCCACGGCCACGUCCCUCCCACGUGGGGCUGCCUUCCCUGUGCGGCAGGCCGGGCGGGUGGAGGCUGGGGACGCAAUGAUCUGGAGCAGGAGGUAGAAUCUUGCUAUGAGGCAGGGUAAGUGCACAUGGCAUGCGGGAGCCAGGGGGAAAUUCCCCAGGGAUUCCUGGGAGUGGCUGGGAGGUGCAUGGCAAGAUCCCUGAAGAGCCUGAGGAGGGGGCAAGCCAGGGCAAGAAUGUUUCAGGUCUGGCAGUUCGCCACAUUCUUUCUCGAGGCUGAGAUUGUGGUUGUCAGUGCACCCAGAGCCGCCUCAGCUGCUUUGACCGGGCUGUUUUUUUUUUUUUUAAUAUUGAACAGCAUAUACAUUUUCUUUAUUUUCAGUUAGCUUUUGGUGAAAUAAUUCCAAUUUACAUUUAAGUGUUUAUAUUUUACGUGUAAAAUAUAUCCUUAGAACCAUUAAAAAAUAUUUCUUGUA
Molecule: messenger RNA, 3377 nt
Organism: Choloepus didactylus (southern two-toed sloth)
Lineage: Eukaryota; Metazoa; Chordata; Mammalia; Pilosa; Megalonychidae
Gene: TK2
Product: thymidine kinase 2
Exons: 10
Coding region: 83-892 (269 amino acids)
Biological process (GO): nucleobase-containing compound metabolic process
Cellular component (GO): cytoplasm; mitochondrion
Molecular function (GO): deoxynucleoside kinase activity; ATP binding
Source: RefSeq, a predicted model, not a curated record